This is a messenger RNA of Cinclus cinclus, 498 nucleotides long. RefSeq names its product ribosomal protein L35 (gene RPL35). Gene Ontology annotation, molecular function: mRNA binding; structural constituent of ribosome. Gene Ontology annotation, biological process: translation; maturation of LSU-rRNA from tricistronic rRNA transcript (SSU-rRNA, 5.8S rRNA, LSU-rRNA). Gene Ontology annotation, cellular component: cytosolic large ribosomal subunit; ribosome. Lineage: Eukaryota; Metazoa; Chordata; Aves; Passeriformes; Cinclidae. The transcript is spliced from 4 exons. The coding region runs from base 53 to 424 and encodes 123 amino acids. The record is from RefSeq and is a predicted model, not a curated record.
CCUGUCCCUGCGCGGCUUCCGUCCUUCCGCCCUGCGCCGCGCGCCGCCCGCCAUGGCCAAGAUCAAGGCCCGAGACCUGCGCGGGAAGAAGAAGGAAGAGCUGCUGAAGCAGUUGGAGGAUCUGAAGGUGGAGCUGUCGCAGCUGCGCGUGGCCAAAGUGACCGGCGGUGCCGCCUCCAAGCUGUCCAAGAUCCGUGUGGUGCGCAAAUCCAUUGCCAGAGUGUUGACUGUCAUCAACCAGACCCAGAAGGAGAACUUGAGGAAGUUCUACAAGGGCAAGAAGUACAAACCCCUGGAUCUGCGGCCCAAGAAGACUCGGGCCAUGCGGCGCAGGCUCAACAAGCACGAGGAGAACCUGAAGACCAAGAAGCAGCAGCGAAAGGAACGUUUGUACCCGGCCCGGAAAUUCGCCAUCAAGGCAUAGCCCUGAGCAAGCUGCAGCACCAGGCUGGGGGGCUGGGGAUGGCUCAUUAAAUGGAGUUUGGUUUGGAAGUGUCA